GCGAGGGGGAAAUGGUACUCCUGUCGUACCUGGCGGCCUUCUUCUCCGCAUUUGGUGCGAUAUUCUUCGUCUACUGCGCCUUCAAUAUCGCCCGGUGGAUCUAUGACGUCUUUCUCGCUUCAUCAAGCGACGCCUAUCUGGCGGCGUUCAAGGGCGACUGGGCGUUGAUCACGGGUGCGGCUGGCGGCAUCGGGCGGUGCUUCGCCGAGCAGCUGGCUGCACGAGGGUUGCACUUGAUUCUGGCUGACAUCAAUGAGGCGGGCUUGGAGGAGCUGAGGGGCCUUCUGGCGGGCCGGUUUCCAGCCGUGAGCAUCAAGACGAUGAGGCUGGAUCUCAUGGGCGAGGCGGCGGCCAUCGAGGCCAACCUCAAGAUAUUCAUGCAGGACCACGGCAUCAACAAGAUCGGUACUACGUCACGCACACCAACGACACACUCACCCAAUGCAUUACUGACAUGACGUCCUUUCCUGCGUGUCCCAUCCCAUGGCAUGCGAUGCAGGUGUGUUGCUGUGCUGUGCGGGCGGCGUGGGUCGCUAUGCCGUGGUCAACGAGCGGCCGACGUCUGCGGUGUACCGUGACGUGCAGUACAACGUGUCGUCGACGCUGCUGUGCUGCAGCUUCGUGAUACCCUACAUGAAGCACAACGGCCGCGGACUCAUCAUGCUCAUGUCUUCCAUGAGCGCACUCUCGGGCAUGCCCGGCUCGCCCGAGUACAGCGGGGGCAAGGCCUUCCUCCGGCUUUGGAGCUUCUCGGUCGAGGAAGAACUCAAGAUCGACAACAUACUCAUCACCGCCUUCACGCCAGGUACGUAGGUGGGUGGAGCUGCUGUGCUGGGCUGUGCUGUGCAUCCUUCUCGGACGUCCCUUUUGCUGAGCUGUGAUGGCAUCUGAUUGCUGUGGCUGGCAGGGUUCAUAACAACCCCACUGACGCAGUACGCGCGGGGGCUGCUUGUUGCCGAGCCCGAGUCCUUCGUCCGCUGGGCCUUGCACAAGUGCCACCGGGGCCCGGUGUGCAACCCGCACCCGGGACAUGCCCUGCAAGAGGCCCUCGGGGUCAACAUACUGGGAAUCAGGUGCGCACCACUCACCCACCCCAGGAAGGCGCAAGACUCCGGUGUCUGGUGCCUCUGGAUGUAUGUGCCUCUUGUGUUUGUGUGUGUGUGUGUCAGGUCGAUGCGCAAGGCGGCGGAGAUCGCUGCGUGCAAGAUGGCCAAGCGUAUGAUGGCGAGCAAGAAGGAGGACGGCAGCCCCAGCCUGCUGGUGGAGCGCCAGGAGGCGAAGGACCAUAUCGAGAAGAUGGCCAGCAAGCGAACGGCACUCUUCGACACUGCCGCCCGACCUGAGCUGUCCGUCGGACGGGUGGGUGGCUAGGGGGAAUGGGGAGGUCGUCCGUGUGUCGCCUGUGCGGGUGCGUCCGUCCCUUGGUCUGUAAUUCUCUCUUCGGCGUCAUGGAUGUCUGUCUGAUAUGUAUUUGUGUGCCUACACAGAAUGAAUGCUACCUACGGUCGUGUCGUUUUUCCUUUUCCUUUUCCGCAUAACUGAGUAACUUCGUCUGCGUCACACCCCUCGUCUGUGUCUGUGCCUCGUGUCGUACGUGUGUGCAUUGCGUGCUAUGUUGAAUAGGCUUCGUGUCGCGUGAGAGAGAGGGGGAGGGGGGGGGAGGGGGCGCGUGCUGUAUCGAUCCAUCGAGCGUAUGCAAUUCAUGGCCGUCCGUCCGGUGCUGUGACCGACGAGCUAGCUGUGUUGAGUGAGUGCGCUUCACAGACAGAUGCCCUCCCUCCCUAGCUAUCAUGAUGUCUAUUAUAUCUAUGCACAUAUGUAUGUAUUUUUCCCGUGAGUCGAUGUGUGGCGCCCUGCACGGGCGAAGCGGCUAUCUAUCGUUCGUUAUUGUAUGUCAGUCUUGCCGUUGAGAAUGUGUGUGUUUGUGUUUGUGUAUGCGCGUGUGCCGUUUUUCAAGGAUGGUGGGUCAUUUGUGGGAAUGUAUGUGUGUAUGUGUGUAUUGCCUGGCCAUAAGCACAUGCAUACAAAUGUGUGGGUGGUUGUGGUGCACACAUGUGGGAUCCUACUUGUGCAUGAGUCGCAGUUUGAAUGGAUGGACGGCUCGAGUGCGUGCCGUGCGUGGCAACUCUGGCUGAUUGAUUGAUGUGUGGACGACUGACUGUCCGCUCAUCACUCGCGUGCAUUCAAUGCAUUCAAUGCAG
Molecule: messenger RNA, 2201 nt
Organism: Vitrella brassicaformis
Lineage: Eukaryota; Vitrellaceae
Source: the annotation of a GenBank genome assembly